GUGGCAUUUAAGUUUAGAGGAAGUAUUUUGCCGCGGUAUUCGGUAGUUGGGGAUGAAGGCGUUAAUUGAAAAGUGUACAUCAGAAAAAAAUACACAAGAUAAUUGGGAUUUAAUUUUAGAAAUUUGUGAAAAAUACGCUAAACAAGAGCCAGCAAUUUGUAUUCAAACAAUAUGUAAACGAAUAUUUCAUAAAAAUCCAAAUGUAUCUAUACGAUCUAUAACAUUAUUAGAUGCAUGCAGUAAAAAUUGUGGUAAACAAUUUAAUCGAGAAUUAGCUUCAAAAGAUUUUUCACAAUUAAUCAAGAAAAAUUUCUCGAGUUUACAACGUAUUCCAUCUAUUAAAUUAAUUGAUAUCUUUGAAAAAUGGUCAAUUGAUUUCAAAAAUGAUUCAGAAUUAGCAUUAGCAGCUAGUUUUUAUAAUUGGGUUAAAACGGAAUAUCCAGAUCUUGUGAAACAAGCAAUGCAUGAAAGACAAAUAGUUAAACAUGGUCCUUCACGUCAACAUGUUGCACAGUUACAAGCUAAAGAAGAAGAAGAUUUAGCACAAGCUAUUGCUUUAUCACUGAAAGAUACUGACAGUUCAACGCCACCUAAUCUAAACAAGCAAUCUGUUUCCACUUCAAAUGAGAAGUCUAGUUUAUAUCCUUCCUGCUCUCAACUUCCAUUUAGUUCACUUUCAACUUAUUCGACACCAGCAUCAUCAUCAAAUGCCUCUAAAACAACUGCUCCUCGCAAUUCAAAGGGACAGGUAAGAGCAUUGUACGACUUUGAAGCAGCUGAAGACAAUGAAUUAUCAUUUAAAGCUGGAGAGCUUAUUCUACUCUUAGAUGAUUCCGAUGAGAACUGGUGGCUUGGAAGCAAUAAUCAAGGUCAAGGUUUAUUUCCUGCUCAAUUUGUCAAACGUGAAACUGAACUUGAUGGAAUAAAUAAUGUCAAAUCAAGUUCAAGCGAAGUUUCUCACAAUACAGAUGUUAAAAAGAACCAAUCUACCAAAAAAAUUGUCCCCCAACUUGAUGAGAAAAAAAUCGAUGAAUGUUUACGUCUAAUUACAACUGUAGAUCCUACUGGUGAAUUUCAACAAGAUCCACCAGAAUUAAGUCAACUUGAAGCAGAAUGUAUAGCAAUGGUUCCACUUGUUGAUCCUGAAUUAAAAUUAGUUGAUAAAGAAAUUAUUAUGCUUACAGAAUUAAAUCAACGUUUAUUAGAUGCAUUUCAAUUGUAUCAUGAUAUCAUGUCACGUCAGAAUCCGUCAAAUGCUUAUUAUACUGGAAUGUCCAAUACUAUUGCUAACACCACGACUAACCCAAUAAAUCCAACAAUCCCUUAUUUACCACCAAAUACUCCGAAUAUAUAUCCAUACACCCAGCCAACAUCGUCGAUGACUAAAUCUGCAUCUGCAGUACCUAUGAAUGGAUUCACUAUGCCAACAGAUUUGAAUGGAACUGUGAUGUUCCCUCCUACUGACUCUUACCCUAUGUCAACUGGAAUUUAUGCGAAUCCACAAACAGAAAAUUUCAGUGGUAAUCUUCCUCAUAAUCUUCAUAGUGGUCAAAUAUCAUCUCAACCCUUUCCUGUACAGCAGUUUUAUGAAUCAAAUCAAAUAGUACCUCCUGAUGUUGUUACACAACAAAUGCAAUCAUAUCCAUCUGGCAGUAACAAUUAUGGAGUUCCAAUUUAUCCAAUGAAUGAUUCUCAAUCUAUGGUGUAUACAGAUCAAUCAAACAACACCCUCUCAACUCAGAGAAAACAAUAACAACCGUAGGUUUCAUCUAGUUUCAUAAAAAAAAUGCUAGGAAUCCUGAGAACCAUUUUAUUCAUGAAAAUGAAAGAUAUGCUAUCAAGAUGGGUUUUGUUCUGUUUUUUUUUUCACAAGAGAAAAGUUUCAUUCCUUCGAUAUAUAAUAAACAAAUGAUUUCUUUUAUAAACAAAUACCUUCAGUUAAGUAAGCUCUAAUCAACUUUAACCGUUUUCAAUUUGUCUUUCAUUCUCAAAAGUACUACUCAUUAGUAGUAGUUCAUCUGUUUGUUUGUUCUUUUUUGUCUGUAAACUUCUAUCAAAUUAUCUUCAUUCUAUCAUUUGUGAUUUCAUUAAAUAUAAUUAUUAUAAAUAAUUGUAAUUAUUCAUUGUACUUACAUAAUUAAAUGAGAUCUCAUUAAUACCUUUUUAUUCAAAUGAUUCAUAAUUACAAUGAUUAAGAUCAUGAGUCAG
This is a messenger RNA of Schistosoma bovis, 2208 nucleotides long. NCBI's taxonomy places the organism in Eukaryota, Metazoa, Platyhelminthes, Trematoda, Strigeidida, Schistosomatidae. The record is from the annotation of a GenBank genome assembly.